This is a messenger RNA of Lactuca virosa, 869 nucleotides long. NCBI's taxonomy places the organism in Eukaryota, Viridiplantae, Streptophyta, Magnoliopsida, Asterales, Asteraceae. The record is from the annotation of a GenBank genome assembly.
AUAAAAGAAAAAUAUCAUCACUUGAUUUUUGAUACACUCAUUCACUCACCUUCUGAGUUCUGUCUGUGUGGACGAAAAGUAAAAGAUGGCGGUGAAGGUGUACGGACCCCUUUACGCAUCGCCGAAACGAGUCAUGGUUUGCCUUAUCGAAAAACAAAUCGACUUCGAAACAGUUCAUGUCGAUCUAUUCACGGGAGAAAAUCAUACUCCUGAGUUCCUGAAGUUACAGCCGUUUGGAUCUCUUCCAGUAAUUCAAGAUGGAGAUUACACUCUCUUCGAAUCACGAGCUAUCAUCCGAUACUAUGCCGAAAAGUACAAGACACAAGGAACCGAUUUACUGGGAAAGACAAUCGAAGAACAAGGUCUGGUACAACAAUGGCUAGAAGUCGAGGCCCAUAACUUCCACCCAGCGGUUAACAAUCUGGUGCACCAAAUUAUGUUCAGCCCGAAGUUUGGGAUAACCAAAGAUGAGAAAGUGAUCAAAGAAAGCGAGGAGAAGCUUGCGAAAGUGUUGGAUGUAUAUGAAGAUCGACUAUCGAAAAGCAAGUAUUUGGCUGGAGAUUUCUUUAGCCUUGCAGACCUGAGUCACCUUCCUUUUACAGACUACUUGGUUGGUCCUUGUGGGAAAGGGUAUAUGAUAAAGGACAGGAAACAUGUGAGUGCUUGGUGGGAUGAUAUUAGCAGCAGAUCUUCUUGGAAGAAAUGUUUGGAGUACGGAUAUCCUUUUUGAGUUCGAACUUCAAAGGUAAUGUAUGUUUGAUAGAAUAAAGCUUUAGCUUCGAGUGAUGAAUGUAUAACAUGUCUACUUUGAGUCUUGUGUCAAUCUAUCAAUAAAUUUGUAUACCACUAAAUUGAGUGAAUAACCGGUG